Messenger RNA from Polypterus senegalus (gray bichir), 1354 nucleotides. RefSeq names its product E3 ubiquitin/ISG15 ligase TRIM25-like. The coding region runs from base 29 to 1354 and encodes 441 amino acids. Gene Ontology annotation, molecular function: zinc ion binding. The record is from RefSeq and is a predicted model, not a curated record. The transcript has 7 exons. NCBI's taxonomy places the organism in Eukaryota, Metazoa, Chordata, Cladistia, Polypteriformes, Polypteridae.
UCUUUGCCUGCCUCUCUUCAGACUGACGAUGGCUGAAGCCCAGCUGUGUGGAUUACAGGACGAGUUCACCUGCUUUUUGUGUCAGGGCUUCCUGACUGACCCUGUCACCAUCCCCUGUGGACAUAAUUUCUGUCUAAAAUGCUUAACUAACUACUGGGAUCAGAGUCAAGAGUGCAGCUGUCCUCAGUGCAGAGAGAACUUCACCACAAGGCCUGCUCUGCGAAGAAACACUCUGCUGAAUGAAGUCAUCAAGAAAUUAAAGGACAAAGCAAUUACACCACCUCCUCCUCCAUCUAAGAAUUAUGCUGGCCCUGGAGAUGUGGAGUGUGACUUCAGUACUGGGGAGAAGUUCAGAGCGGUGAAGUCCUGUCUAACCUGCCCAUCCUCCUACUGUCAGACUCACCUGCAGCCUCUCUAUGAAGGAGACGCCUUGAAGCACCACAUGUUGGUUGAUCCUGAUAGAAAUCUGAAGGAGAAACUCUGUGAGAAACAUCAGAAAAGUCUAGAAAUAUUUUGUAAAACUGAUGAUUUGUGCAUCUGCAUGAUAUGUGUGGUGACUGGACAUAAAAAUCAUGAAAUGGUCGAGCUGGAGUCAGAAAGAGAAGACAAACAGAAACAGACACUGAGUCACAUCAAGAGGAGACUUAAGGAGAGAGAGAAGACACUGAAGGAGACGAGGAGGGCGAUGGACGAGAUGAAGAUGUCUGUGAAAAGAAACGUGGAAGAAAAUAAGAAGAGCUUCACUGCUCUGAUACGGUGCAUUGAAGAAGCUGACAGGAAACUGACUGAGAGGAUCAGAGAACAAGAAAAGAGAGAAAUGGAGAAGGCUGAAGGAGUCAUGGAGCAACUGGAGAAGGAGAUUGAGGAGCUGAAGAGGAGAGAAGCUGAGCUGAAGGAGCUUUCAGAGACCAAGGACCAUCUCCACUUCUUGCAGACUUUCUCAUCUCGCUGUGUCCUUCCUUCUGAUGGAGACUCGCUGAGCUUCACUGUCAUGACUGAUUUCUCAUCUGAGAACCUGAGAAAGGAACUGUCAGGUCUGACAAAGAGUCUGGAGAGGAUCAGCCAGGGGGACAUCAUGACAAGGUCCCCAUCAGGAGCUCCACACCUUAAACCACCUGAGCUGGACACACUGCAUGGACACCAGCGUGUAAAACUGAACACGAGCGGAGGGGCCCAUAUUGAUGAUUAUAUGGCUACACGUGUGCCAGGACUCACCGCGCCUCACAGCACUCACCUGCUACGCGUCCCCACGUUCCUGUGGCAGCGCCUUCAACACACAAACGCUCAUGAAGCUCCAGUUUUCACCCUCCAGCCUCCGAGCUCCAAAUCUACCAAGUCAGAUUCCUGCACAUGA